Microthlaspi erraticum is the source of this 648-nucleotide messenger RNA. NCBI's taxonomy places the organism in Eukaryota, Viridiplantae, Streptophyta, Magnoliopsida, Brassicales, Brassicaceae. The record is from the annotation of a GenBank genome assembly.
AUGCACAGUCCAAUCAAACUAGCCUUCCUCUUCUUAUCCCUCACCGCAAUCGCAACCGCUAUUCCAGUCAAACGCACCAACUACCUCUUCACAACGCACGCGAAAGCAGUCUCGGGAAUAUGCACCGUGAUCCAAUCAAACACGAGCCUAUGCUGCAAAACCCUUAAACACGUUCCCACCGAUGACCCCAUCGAGCUUAUCCGAGCGUUAGCGGCUGCGGCUGAAACCUCCGUCAAAUCUAGCGUCACGUUCCUCUCCCAAAUCAAACCAAAACACAAAUCAAACGCAGUCGCAACCGCCGCGGUCGACAGCUGCGAGAAAAACCUCAACUACGCGUUGGAAGAUUUCGCCGAUUUUUGGAAAGCUACGGGAAAAGAUGUGAACACGUUGGCACACAACUAUUUCGUGUGCAAGAAGACGUUGAUGUCGAUCAUGGGGUACCAUUCGACAUGUUUGGACGAUAUUGAAGAUAAGGGUUUGUUGAAGGAAGUGGAGCUUGGGAUUGGUGUUGGGAAGAACCUAAGCAGUGAUUCGUUUGAUGUGUUUAAUGGUUUGAAUACUAUUUUCAAGACUUUCGGUAUUAAGGUGAAGCUUAACGGAGAAGACACAUCGCCACGACCGCCACCAUUGUCGGAUUAUUAUUUCUGA